AUGACUGAUCCACUACGUACCUACUUGGAGUUCGAUGUUCUGCCUUCUGGUGAGCGUAGCGUAGUGAAGAAGAAGCUGUACGGAAUAGAAUGGGAAACUGAGGCUUUUUUUCUUGAAUCAACGUUGGAAGUGACCUUGUGGUGUAACCGCGAAGUUGAGAGCAACGUAUGGCUCUGUGAAGUGUAUAUUAUCUUCGGACUUCCUUCUGUACGAAGUGAUUCUCUCGCGGUACAUGGGGAACGUAUUCGUGAAGCUUUGGUCAAAUUUCAUUCAUCUAAUCGCAAACAUUUGUUCGUAGUUCCUCGUGCUGAAUUGAAUUCAAAUCACCAAAAGUUCGAAAUAGCACUAGAGUUUCGCAAUGUCGUCGGCUACCGAUGGAAGUCAAUGUUCCCGAUUGAUUUCUUCAACCCUUCCGCUUUUUCGGACUUGUGCAUCCUUUUCCGAAAUACGUCUCGCAAACUUUAUGCCAAUUCUCAGUACCUCUCCAUCCAUUCGCCUUAUUUCGCCAAGAGCCUUGCGAAGACUAAUCGAGAGCUCAAAACCGCACCGUUUAUUGAUAACUCUUCAGAAGUAGACGAUACCAGCGAAUUUGACGUGAUGAGCCUAAGAAGUGACAUCUUGACUGCUUCCAACAAAACAAGCUGCCAGCCAGUUUCCCAUUGGUCCAACGACACUUUACUUCAGAGCGGUAAUGCUGAGUUGGGAACAGCUGAUGCAGCCAAUGCGACGAUCACUCUCGACGAUGUGGAACUCGAAGACUUUCUUGUGUUGCUUAGAGCGAUUUAUCCUCCUAGCAUCGAAAUAACUAAAGAAACGGUCCCUGCUCUUAUUUCUACUUCCUAUAUGUUUGAAGUCGACCAGGUCCGAUGGAGAUGUGAAGAUUUUCUGAUGUCAAAUGAAGGAAUUUCGGCGUUUGAUUUGUUAAAGCGAUUGGAAUACGCGAGUCUAUACAAAAUGGCAUCUUUACAGAGAUUGCCUACUGCAAACAGGGUGCGUGAGAUGUUGGAAGAUCCCAGAACGGAAAACAUUCCCAGUGAGGUCCGAUCGUUACUUCUGGAAACGCUACUUCAGCGUUUGAAGGCUGAGUCAAUAGUGGAUAAAGGUUCGAGAUCGGUGCAGACGUCUACUUUCAGUCGAUCCGCGGAUGAUUCUAAAGAAGAAGAAGAUGUGCACCUCGUUCCAAUUGAAAAGGUUUCACUCAUGAAGUCCGAGCUUUAUAAGGAGAGAAUGAUUCCGUUGUUGGUGGCUCAUUGUUCUCGUAAAUUUGAUGCUUUCCCACAAGCACUUGUCGAAGGAAUAGCAUCUGCAAUAAUUUCUGGUUUCGACUUCCAAGACCAACUUCACAAUGAUGCUUUCAUGAUUCACGAACUGAAGGUUACAAUUGAAAAGCAACUGCGCGCCGAUUUCGAAGUGCUAUGCUCAAAUGUGAAGGCUGUGAGUGAGGUUGUUGGUGGGCAGUUUGUCACGGCUACAGGGUAA
Molecule: messenger RNA, 1479 nt
Organism: Haemonchus placei
Lineage: Eukaryota; Metazoa; Nematoda; Chromadorea; Rhabditida; Trichostrongylidae
Source: the annotation of a GenBank genome assembly